Molecule: messenger RNA, 1704 nt
Organism: Dreissena polymorpha
Lineage: Eukaryota; Metazoa; Mollusca; Bivalvia; Myida; Dreissenidae
Exons: 9
Coding region: 16-1623 (535 amino acids)
Source: RefSeq, a predicted model, not a curated record
GUAAAUAGUGAUAAUAUGAAUAAUACUGACGAUAAAACAGAUGUGCGACAGGGAAAGUCUUAUGUAGACCUGUCUGGAAGACAGGGUGUAGGGCAGUACAAUUCAACGUUUUCGGACUUCCGUUCUGGAUAUGUAGGCGACAGCAAAAGUGACAAUAAUAUGGAUACGUUGGACAGUAAUGGUGAAGUUCACGAAAAUGAUGUAGAUAUGGAUAAUACUACUCCUAGUGAGUCUAAAUUCAUUAAACGUAAGCAUAGCUCUAAAACUGUGACAGAUAACAAACCAAAGUUAGCUUCAAAAUCCCCAGAACCUAUUGUGCUUACGCCUCGCGAUGCACCAAAUGCUCGCACUAGCACGUAUACUGUGAACUUGGAAGCGCCGAAUCAGGAACAAGAAAAUGGCCAUAAACCCUCGGACAGUCCCCCAGAAAGGAAAAAGUUCUUGGACAAGACACUGCAAGACGAGUUGCAGCGUAUCAAAUCCAGCACUAUGAGAGAGCGCCAGAAGAAGAACCAAGAGAUCCAGCAGACGAGUCAGAAAGGGGACGUCUCAGUAGUCCGAACAAUAUCAGACCGGCUGUCCGAUGCUAAGAAUAUUUAUAUUGCUGGCAAGGGGAAGGCUUAUCAGUCCAAAUUGCAGAACGUCGAUGUUGGGGUGAACAAAUAUCAGCGGGAGAGGACCGACAACUUUGGCAGCUUUAAUUCUCAGGGGAACAAGGACCGAAGAGCCCCAAGCAGGGGUCAAUUCUACGCAGAUGGACCCGGAUCAAUCGGGCGUGAGUCAAGCUUCUACAACUCCGAUGGCUCCAGGCGCGUGUCUGUGGAUGACAACAGAAAAAAUAUGGGAUUUCAUCGAGAACACGGCAACAUCAACGUGGGUGGCCCUCCAGUGCAGACCAGAUCUCACACGAAAUACGUGAAUGUACAGCCGUACUACAAUGAUAGUAACGAUAUGUACUUGGCUCGACAACAGGCUCUAAGGCGAGAAAACACAGGAAGUGACUGGCACUCAUCAGGAACCAUGUAUCAGCUGGCAAAGAAGAAAAAGAAGAAGAAAAUUGUUCAGAUUUUAAUGGAGAGAGACAACGAAAAUCUUGGUAGCGCCACUCCAUCUCGGUUUAUGAACCCUUCUCGAGCCUCAAGACUGGAUUUUGACGGGGAUGAUGAGGUCAUUGACGGACAGAUAUCAGCUCGGGAGCCUUUACAGAAUCGGGAAAUGCAUAUGGGAAAGGAGACUGACAAUCGUGAGAAGACGCAAUUUGCCAAGCAGACCAUGGCCUUGAGGAAGAUGGCACAGACACCUGUGGAUAAGACUGCACGUCUGCAGCCAUUGACCAAGUACAACAACAGCCGCACGGGCAGUCAAACCGGACAUUAUUUCUCGCCGGAAUCCAUAUGGCCAUACGACCGGCAUGGGAAACCUGCAGAAAACGACAGCCGGCAUCAGGGGUCUGUGUCUGGCACAGACGUUCGCGCUGGCUGGAUAUCUCGACCUCAGUCGGUGCUAGAUGACGCGGAUGUUUUUACGCACACGCCUCGUGACUCAGAAUUGAAACCGAUAAAGAGCGGACGGAGUAAGACAAAUCUUCAUGAUAUUAGAGGUGGCCGCGACGGCAACACAUGAACAGAACGACCGAGUCGUUAAAGACUCGUUGACGUUGCUGUGGAAUUGAUGAUUGCUAGUUAAUAUCAUAAUUAUAAUUUG